Glarea lozoyensis ATCC 20868 is the source of this 2082-nucleotide messenger RNA. RefSeq lists its product as uncharacterized. The coding region runs from base 1 to 2082 and encodes 693 amino acids. NCBI's taxonomy places the organism in Eukaryota, Fungi, Ascomycota, Leotiomycetes, Helotiales, Helotiaceae. The record is from RefSeq and is a predicted model, not a curated record. The transcript is spliced from 5 exons.
AUGUUUCGCCAAAAUGGAUCUCCGGAGGAUCAGAGGAUUAAAGCUGAGAUGGCGGCGAGAAAUGCUACGAUUCAGGCACCGCAUUUUAGGGGGCCGGGGGUGUUGGAUAGGGAGGAACGAGUUGACGUAACCUCAAAAUUCCAAAUUGGCAUGAUGUCAAGCUUCAUAAUCGCAGCUCAAAACGGAGAGUUCCCAGGGAAUCGCAAAACGGAACUCCCACUCUGGCCAGUGGAUGACUUCAAGUACUUUACACAAAAGUACGAAGAGUGGGCACCCUCGCCUUAUAGGGAAAUUCCUAAUAUGGCUGCCCCGAUGGGUAUGGGAACCUUACCGGGCCCAAGCCCACCACCUUUCUUUCGGUUUUCAUUGGCCUUUGGGGGAAUGAUGGAUGAGAUGUUUGAUGGCGUCUUUGAUCACCUGAUGACUCGGCCUGGUGAGAGUAGUCACGAACAGAUUACCGCGAGGUUGAGUGAGAAGCAUGUUGAAAGGAGUUUCAAAUUGCUUGCUGAGAAAUUGUGGUUUGGAUUGCCGCCUAUGCCUGAAUGUCAUUGGAAAGCUAAUCGUUUGGAUGAUGAGGAUAAAAUUGAAGAAGCUCUAUCAGUUUUGCAGUCUGUGGUUGAUGUCUUUGAUUACUGGCGACGACCGGAUAUUCAAGGCAAUCUGAGAGCUACUCAUAACAAAGUUUUCAUUGAGCUAGAUGUGUUUCAAGAUGCCAUGAAAGCGCUUUACGCGGAGAAAGGUGAAGCCCCACCAGAAUGGAGUGUGAGUAAGUUGUGGCAGGACUUCGUCAAACAUCAAUUUGAUUUUAUGGCCACCCAAGCACGACAUUACCUCCUCAACCAUCUCCUAGUCCUCCAUACACAUUGGAAAGCCCGUCUCAUGCGCGCAAUUGGCAACGGUCGCCAAAUCAACGCCACGCAAACCACAAUCCGUAUUGACCACUUCGCCCUUCUCGUCCUCAACAAAAUCCAAGAUCUGUAUCUCUCCGCCGAACUCUUAUGUCGACCACGCACCGAUGGCUUCCUCAUGAUUUACGGUGUACACCCUAAUUUUCAAAACAUCGACUCCCCAGCUCCACAAUUGAACGCAAUCUACGCACGGCUAGAGGAAGAGCGAAUGAACCAUAUGAAAUCAAUAUACAAUGCGACCAUAGAUGCGCAAAUCCAAGCCCGAAGAGCAGAGGGACCAAUGCCUGAUUUUAUGGAGCCGCUCAACAUGGUUAUUGACCGUGAAUGGGGUCAUAAGAGGACGCAACCUGAGGUUGAGAAUCCUCCGAAGCUGAGCAUGGAACCAUGGGUGAGACAGCUAAGUCAGGAGAGUGUAGAGAAAUUCGGGUUCUUGAUUUAUAGACUUAGUUACGGGGAGAGUGAGGAGGAAUGGGCGAAGACUAAGGAGAAGGUUGUUAAGAGGAUUGAGAGUGGAUGGGAGGGUGUUGUGGGUGGUGAGGCGGUUAAGAGGAAGGCGGUCGUGAGGUGGAUGGAUGGGAGAAAAGUUGGGAUUGCGGAAGGGGAUUUGGAUGGUGCUAGAGCACACUUCAAAUCAGCAACCGAACCCAACACGCCAAACCCCAUCCCCAAAAACCUAAACCUUGGAACCUGUCUCGCAAUAACCCCCCAAUCCCUUCGCUCCUUCACUCAAGCACCACCUAAAACCCCAUCCUCCUCCUCAUCCCCAACCCCUCAACCAUUUCCUGGCGAUUUCUCUCCCUUUAUCCACAUCAUCGACAAAGAAUAUACUCCAGACCCUGAACCAUCCACCACAUCCGCAUCCGCACCCCCUCCAUCACGCAGCGCAAAGAAAAAUCUCGAAGGCUACAAAGGCACACUCCUCCUGCCUAUGCAUCUGGUGUUCCCAGAGCUAUACGCGCUUAAAGCUGGCGCGGGACCGGUAGGGAUGUUAGAGGAUCUGUGGGCGAUAGGCAGGAGUCAUCCUUGGGGUAUGUAUACGGGGCCGACGACUGGUGUUACUAGGAGAUACUGGAGAGAAAUGGGAACUCAGGGGCUGGCGGGGGUGGUUGUUAAGGCUGCUAGUGAGCAUGCGGCUGCUAAGGGGGCAAGUGGGGAAGAUGGAUCACGAGAAUGA